Molecule: messenger RNA, 705 nt
Organism: Trachemys scripta elegans
Lineage: Eukaryota; Metazoa; Chordata; Testudines; Emydidae
Product: olfactory receptor 4S2-like
Exons: 1
Coding region: 13-705 (230 amino acids)
Biological process (GO): G protein-coupled receptor signaling pathway
Cellular component (GO): membrane
Molecular function (GO): G protein-coupled receptor activity; olfactory receptor activity
Source: RefSeq, a predicted model, not a curated record
UACUCUGAAUACAUGGAGAAUACAAACAAUGUGUCCAAAUUCAUUCUGUUGGGACUCUCCCAGGAUCAAGAGUUACAGCAAGUGUGUUUUGUGCUGUUUUUACUCUUCUAUGUAGUUAUCGUUCUGGGAAAUCUGCUCAUCAUUAUCACUAUAAAAUGCAGUGAGCGUCUGAACUCCCCAAUGUAUUUCUUUCUUAGGUACCUGUCCUUUGUAGACAUCUGCUACUCUUCUGUCACAGCCCCAAAGCUCAUUGCAGACUUCCUUGUUGAGAGGAAAACCAUCUCCUAUGUUGGCUGUAUAGCACAGCUCUUUGGUGUCCAUUUCUUUGGGUGCACCGAGAUCUUCCUCCUCACGGUGAUGGCGUACGACCGUUACAUUAUCUGCAAACCCCUCCAUUAUAUGACCAUUAUGAACAAGCAUGUGUGCAGCUGGAUGGUGGUAGCUUCAUGGGCAGGGGGCUUUGUGCAUUCCAUGGUUCAGACUCUUCUGACUACCCAGUUACCCUUCUGUGGGCCCAAUGAGAUUGACCAUUACUUCUGUGAUGUGCACCCUUUGCUAAAAUUGGCCUGCACUGACACUUAUAUAGUUGAUGUUAUAGUUGUUGCCAAUAGUGGGAUGAUUUCUCUUAGUUGUUUUGUAGUGCUGGUUUUAUCCUAUGUUGUCAUCACCCAGGAACUAAGGGCCCUUCCAGGUCCAAAGCCCUAA